AUGUGCUUCAUUACCUUAUUUAUAGGCGUCAUUGGAAUGGUCUUGUUCUGGUUGGGGGUAUUGGAUCGCCCCAAGUUUCAAGUGGUGGAAUCAAUUUUCGGGAGCCAGUCAACAAAAGUUGAUGCCGACCGAAAGAAGGAGUUAUAUGCCAUUGUCACCACAGCUCUGGACGAAGAUUACAUUGACAACCAUGUCUGUAGUGUCCUUGGAGCAACCAAGAAGGGAAUUGAGGCUGCUCUGGCUGAAGACUCAACCAAGGGGGCCGGAGAAAUCACCAUCACCAGCAGCUAUACAGUGACAGGAUACCCAUCGUCAAAGCCCAAAAAGGGCGCGGGAGACAUCAUCACUCCGCACGAAGACGAUAAUAUUGGUAUCUCAGUCUUCCUUCAAGACCCUGCCACUGGGGAGUGCCACGAAAAUGCAGUGGGCUUCUUUGUGGGUGCGUCCAGUUUCGAGGAAGCCAAGAAGUUUGCCAGCAAGGUCGCCAAGACGGUCCGAGCGGAUCUUUCAAGGACGGAUACUCCGGGUUUGGAUGACACGGAAUGCUCUCUUAGUGGUGGGAUGGGAUCAUCAUCGUCAUCGUCAGACCGUAGUAGCAAGGAAAAGAUGACAGCGGAAGAAUUCCAAGUCCAUGCCGUGUCACUGGGCAAUGGCGCUGUCUUUCGAGGACGCAUUCCCAUGCGGAGUCGUCUUGCGUUCCUGUUGGCUCGCUAUUUGCACUGGGGACGAGCGCAUACAGAAUACACAGAGCUCAUGACGUCUCAGGAAGAGUCUGAUGAUGCCAAGGUUGGGGCUGUCGCCUGCGAGAUUUAUGUGAAUGGGCAGCACAACCCUGCGCUCCAAUCCGUUUAUGCCGACUAUCUUUACUUGCUGGAUCCACGAGAUCGGCAGAUGGUGUGGGAACAUUUGGAUACGCCGAUGCCAAAGUAG
Molecule: messenger RNA, 930 nt
Organism: Seminavis robusta
Lineage: Eukaryota; Bacillariophyta; Bacillariophyceae; Naviculales; Naviculaceae
Source: the annotation of a GenBank genome assembly